GGGUGUUUGGGGUGGCCCCUGGCUGCCUUGGUUCAUCUCCACCUCUCACCGCCACCCCGUCUUGGGACCUGAACCUUUUUGAAAGUGUAAAGUGAACUUACGGAUGGGCUCUCAUGUGUGAAUAUAAGUCUAGUGCAUCAUUAACACAAGGACCUCACCAAUUGGAAGUUACAAAUCUUGCCAUCAGCUUACCUUAUCCUUUUUGGUCUGGUUCUUUUUCUCAGAGCGGAAACAUCUUUCUUUCAAGUUGCUUUUGUUGCAGAGUUCAGAAAAUGGCUGAUAGUGGCUUGGGGAAAAACCCCGCCAAGUGUCCCAUCUGUUCGUCUACUCAGAAAGGUGCACUUUGUGUAUGUUCCUAUAAACCAAGGUUUUCUCCAGUGGUGGUGGUGCAAGCGUCAGCAACAUCAAGCCUUGAUUAUUCAGACUCUUCCGCUUCAUCAGACAGGAAAAAAGAACAACACAUUAUUAAAGAUAAGGCCUCCGCAAAAGAUUUGCCCUCAACAAUCUCAAAAACCUCAAAUGUAGAGAGAAAGGUAUCUCAACAACAGUGGAGUCGGGGCAACUUUGCAGAAGUAAAAGUUCCUCACGUCAGGAUGGACAAUGGAGCUGCUCUUCAGGAACUAUAUGUAUUUGGAAGAAUAUUGGGAAAAGGGAGCUUUGGAGUGGUCAUUGAAGCUACAGACAAGGAAACAGAAACUAAGUGGGCAAUUAAAAAAGUGAACAAAGAAAAGGCUGGAAGCUCUGCUGUGAAGUUACUUGAACAGGAGGUGGAAAUCCUAAAAAGGGUGAAACAUGAGCACAUCAUACAUCUGGAACAAGUGUUUGAGACGCCCAAGAAAAUGUACCUUGUGAUGGAGCUUUGUGAGGAUGGAGAACUGAAGGAAAUGCUGAACAAGAAAGGGCAUUUCUCCGAGAAUGAGACCAGGUGGAUCAUUCAGAGCCUCGCCUCAGCUAUCGCGUAUCUUCACAGCAACGAUAUAGUACAUAGAGACCUAAAACUGGAAAACAUCAUGGUUAAAAGCAGCUUUACUGAUGAUAACAAUGAAAUGAACUUAAACAUAAAGGUGACGGAUUUUGGGUUAGCGGUGAAGAAGCAUGGCGGGAGCGAGGCCAUGCUGCAGACCACGUGCGGGACUCCUAUCUACAUGGCCCCUGAAGUGAUCAAUGCCCACGACUACAGCCAACAGUGUGACAUUUGGAGCAUAGGUGUCAUCAUGUACAUGUUGUUGUGUGGAGAAGCACCCUUUCUGGCAGGCUCGGAAGAGAGGCUUUUUGAGUUGAUAAGAAAGGGAGAACUGCACUUCAGUGGUCUGAUUUGGGACUCCAUAAGUGACUGUGCUAAAAGCGUUUUGAAACAGCUCAUGAAAGUCGACCCUGCUCACAGAAUCACAGCUAAGGAGCUGCUCGAUAACCAGUGGAUUACAGGCAAUACACUGUCUUCUGCGAGACCAGCCAACGUGCUAGAAAUGAUGAAAGAGUGGAAAGAUAACCCGGGCAGCGACGAGGAGAGCGCGGCCGACCGGACGGACAGGCCGGCCAGCCCCGGGCCACUCGAGGGCUGCCAGCCCAGCGUGUCCAGCGGGAACGUCCCUGGCGCCAUGUCCACUUCGGACGAAGACGACGAAGAGAAACAGCCCACUGCUUAUAAAAAGAAAUUUAAUGUGACCAGUAAGAAGGAAAAUGUGGACGACUGGGACACAAGCGUUUCAAGUUCCAUAGCAGGCAGACCCCUUGGAGCUGGAAUCAAGGGAGAGCUGGAGAAAUCCUCUGUGACUUCAAGCCAAGGAAUAGCAACCAAAGCCGCUGCUAAAUCCACUGCCCUGCCGAGAACCAAAAAGAAACCGUAAGGUUCCCUCCAACGCCAAACAGUACAGAAGCAGAGCUGCUCUUUCCAGGGCUAAAGCGAGGGGUAGGAGGGGAAAGGACAGCACCUUGCGAGCUUUUAGCCUCUUAGCUCCACUGAGCCCUGCCCUGUGUUUGCACCAGUUUAAAAUUGAAGCUAGUUGUCUCCGAGCAGUGUGGUGUCAAAGGACAGCCACCAGCAGGCCUGAUGGCAGGGCUGUGGCUGAGAUCAACCCGAGACAUUCUCUAGGGUUGUUUAGAGGAGCAGAUACCCUCAGAGCAAGGCUGUAGCUGUACUUGCUCAGUUUUACUUCACAUUCUUAGAUUGCAGCACAGUUAUUUAUAGGGAAAAUGAGAGCCAAAUAUGGUAACGGAGGUUCCUGACAAUGCUGUGCCCUGUGCACCUAGAGACUUUGUUAGGAAAUGACUAAUAGACUUACCAUAGGUGGAACAGCCUAAGUGCUCCAGCCAUUCACGUGCGUUCUUGUGAUUGUAGGUUGCUAUAGAUUGCAUAAGACAACUUAAUUUAAAUGUAGAAAAAUAGGAGAUUUUGUAACUGCUUGCCAUUAACUUGCUGCUAAAUUCCCAAUGUAUUGAUUGACUCAAUAAAAGACAGCUGUUACCCAUG
Messenger RNA from Miniopterus natalensis, 2470 nucleotides. NCBI's taxonomy places the organism in Eukaryota, Metazoa, Chordata, Mammalia, Chiroptera, Miniopteridae. The record is from RefSeq and is a predicted model, not a curated record.